AUAAAGAAGGUGUGAUAGGCAAAAUGCUGCUGCCAGCAACUGGAGCAGCAGAGGCAUUGAUGUCAGCAGUACAGGAAUCUGUGUGUGCUGAUUACCAUAAUCUUGAAAAAUUUGCUACUGUCCUGCAAAAAUUGUCCUUUACUGCAGCAUUUGGAACCUUGAUGAGAAAAGAUUAUAUUGAGAAAUUCCCAACAGAAAUGAAUCAUGACAAGGAGAAGGAUACAAGUAUUAAACUCAAGUCAGUUGAUCAGUUCAUCAAUGUCAGAAGUAAAUUUGCAAGCACUGUCACUGAUUUUUCCCAAGAAAUGAGUCACAUUUCACCAAAUUUGUUGAAAAAGUAUUUUUGCUGUGGUUAUUCCUACCUUGCUCAUCGAUUAAAUGAUUUUGAUGCUACUGACGAUAUGUUGGAACUAGUCUGCAAUGACCACUGUUCUCUCAUUGAUGUCAGCCUAUUGGAAAAUGUUGCUCGUUAUUUUAAGGUGGAUAAAGCAAUCGCCUUAAUUGAUGAAUACAAAGAAAGUCUUCAAGAAUUCAAGUCACUUCAAGACCUUGUAAAUAAAGAGUUAUUUGCUGGUUCACCACUUAAAUCUGAAACAAUUACAUUUGUUGUUGAUAGAAGUGUUAGUGACUACACUUUAAAUGAUGUCCAGCUUUUGCUAACCUUUGCAUUCAAGGAAUUAGCACCCCAUGUCACAGUUAAAGUCAUCAAGGAGGCUAAUUCGUUUCUUGUCAUUUGUUCCUUUCCUCUCACUCUCUCAGAACAAUUGAUUGCAACAGCUGGAGAGAACAUUGAGUUACUUCAAGAAAAUGGAGUAAAGAAAUUGACCAUUGGCCAUUACACUGUAUUUGACAAUGAUGAGGCUGAUAAAGAUGCAUCCAAAAAAGCCAAGUCUCAAACUUCAACUGAUGAAGAAGAAAUUGCAGAAGAACGCGAUAGUCAGAGUAAACUGGAGCAAAUAAUGAUAUCACAGGAUGUGCAAUUAUUAAACAAAGAACAGGAAUUGAUUUGUUUGAAAAAGGAAAUUGAAAUUCUUCAAGCACGAGUAGAAGAGCUGAUUACUGAUAAAGCUCUUAAUGAUUAUACUAGUCUUCAAGAGAAAUACAAGGAAUUGUUGAAAGAGAAAGAAGAACUGUUGAAAGAAGUUUUAAAGUUAAGGAAACAAGUUCAAAAACCAUUGGAAAGAGAAAACAUUCCUAUUAUAUUUGAAGAUGAUGUUUAUGGGGAUAUUGUAAUUGAUCAUCCUUUAAUUGUGAAAAUUGUAAAAACGCGUCAGUUUCAAAGACUGAAGGAUAUUAAACAAUUAGGCUAUACUUACCUGAAUAUACCUAAAGCAACAUAUUCAAGACUGCAACAUAGCAUUGGAAUGUAUUAUCUUGCUGGGAAAUAUGUGAAACGGCUUCAAAGACAAAGUGAUUUGGAAAUUACUGAGUGUGAUGUUUUAUGCGUGCAAAUUGCUGCUCUUUGCUAUAACCUUGGUUUUGGUCCAUUUUCUCAUACUUUUGAAAUUUUUUUGGAUGAGAUCUUUCCUAACAAAGAUGAUAAGCCCUGGAAGGGUACUCCUGAAGCAUCUGUCAAAAUGAUUGAUUACAUGAUUAAAGAAAAUCAAGAAUUACAGCCUCUGUUUCAGAAGUUUUUGGAAAAUCCUGAAGAAGAUAUUUCAUUUAUCAAAGAUCUCAUAAAAGGAGACAAAAGAGGACAUCGCAAAGACAAAGAAUUUUUAUACGAGAUUGUGCAUAACAAGGAGAGUGAUUUAGAUGUUUGUAUGAUUGAUUACACAACACGUGAUGCUGCUGUUUUGGGGAUGAAAGUCAGCUUUAAAUGGAGAGUAUUUAUCAACAGAGUUCGUGUUUUGGAGUGUAGUGAUCAUAAACUGCACAUUUGUUUUCAGGAAGAUGAUUUAGAUAUAUACAAUGACUUGUUUAGAACUCGUCAUAGCAUAUACAGAGAGUUGUAUUACCUUCGAAAAAACAGAAUAGUUGCUGCAAUGAUUGAAAGAAUAUUGAUUAAAUCCAGCAAAACUGCACUAAUCAGGGAUAAAGAUAGAAUGGUGACAGUAUUAGAAGCUACAGAAAGCAUGCCUGCUUAUACUCGACUCACUGAUGGUGUUCUUAAUCUCAUCAGAUCAUUUGUUAAUGACACACAGGCACAAGUGUUAUUGGACUCCCUUGACACUUUAAAACUUAUUGCACAAAUUGGUUACAUAUCUGUUGGGCCAGAAACUACUUGGAACAUACAUGACAUGAAACAAAAUAUUGCAACAGAAACUAAAAUUGACGAUAUUGCUGAUUCUCUGAUAAUUGAUCCUAUAAAAACCGGGUUUGAGAAUCAUCGUUUUUACACUCAACACUAUUACUUCAAUGACAACAAAACAGGAAAAUGGGAAAAUGAAUGGGCAAAACCUCCAGAUAACAUGGAUAUAGCAGCACCAUGGCGUAUCUUCCUUGUAAGCGGUGAUAUGGAAGUAAUAGAACAAGUACAAAGUGACUGUAGAAAACCUUUCUAAAAGGAAUCAACUUGUCAUG
Molecule: messenger RNA, 2523 nt
Organism: Amphimedon queenslandica
Lineage: Eukaryota; Metazoa; Porifera; Demospongiae; Haplosclerida; Niphatidae
Exons: 24
Coding region: 24-2504 (826 amino acids)
Biological process (GO): dGTP catabolic process
Cellular component (GO): nucleus
Molecular function (GO): dGTPase activity
Source: RefSeq, a predicted model, not a curated record